Molecule: messenger RNA, 534 nt
Organism: Botrytis deweyae
Lineage: Eukaryota; Fungi; Ascomycota; Leotiomycetes; Helotiales; Sclerotiniaceae
Exons: 3
Coding region: 1-534 (177 amino acids)
Source: RefSeq, a predicted model, not a curated record
AUGGCUGACCCCUCUCUCUACACCUAUCCUUCACCUCUUGAAGGCUAUGAGAACUUGGCUCCUCUUGGAACUGACGUAUCACCUGACGGAAAAAGUCUUUUAAACCCGGAGACUGGAAUUAAGAGCAAGAGUUAUGAGAAGUUCACAGAGCCUUUGGAUAGUGGAAUCCGGGGCGCGUUCGAUGUACACAUCUAUCAUUUCCAGAAGAACAAGGAGCAAGCCAAGUUUGCCAGAGAAUUGUGGGAGAGGAUUAGAAGAGAAUUUCCGGAGCUUCGCAUCUAUAGAUUCUGGGAAGAACCAAUUGGGCCUCAUCCUGUUGCUAUGUUCGAAGUGAAUAUUUUCACUCCGCAACAAUUUGGCGCUUUCAUACCUUGGCUGGUGAUUAACAGGGGUCCGUUGAGCGCGUUGGUUCACCCAAACACGGUUGAUGAGAAAGGAGAGGUAUUAGAUGAAGAGAGAGACCAUACGCAGAGAGCGAUUUGGAUGGGAGAAAAACUUCCACUAGAUUUGAGUUUGUUUAAGAAGCUAAAGUAG